Punica granatum (pomegranate) is the source of this 958-nucleotide messenger RNA. Lineage: Eukaryota; Viridiplantae; Streptophyta; Magnoliopsida; Myrtales; Lythraceae. The record is from RefSeq and is a predicted model, not a curated record.
UAGAGCGUAUACUUAAAAAUGGUGGACUCCAAUGCUUUCGGCGCUUGCUUAGUUGUGAUCUCAGUAAGAACAUCCGGAAAGAACAAUGUCUGGAGGUCUUGAACAUAAUGCGUAAUAUGUAUAAUAUCCAGGGUAUCAUUGAAGCGGAUCUAAUCAAGCCCCUGAUCAAUCUGCUUCAACAAGCCGAUCAUCGUAUAAAGCAAGAGGCAGCAUUUGCAAUAGGUAGUGCUAUUUGCAAGGCUGAUGAUGACCAACUUAGGUACUUUGGAAAUCAAGGCUGUGUCAGGCCAUUCAGCAAUCUCCUUGCUUCUGAUAAUCGGGAGGUGCUACAUUAUUCUUUGAGAGUAGUCGAAAAAAUUUUGAAGGUUGGGCAUGCCGACAAGAAAUCAGGCAAGACAGGGGAUGAGAAUGUCUACUUGGAAAUGCUACGUAAUGCUGGUGGGAUAUGCAAGCUUUUACACCUUACGGAUCAUGCUCGAGAUGAAGAUAUUCAAGAGAGAGCUAAGAAGGUUAUCCAGACAUACUAUUGGAUGGAGCAGGAGAUGGUAUUUAGCAAGGAUGACGAGGGUGGGACGAACGCAUCUUAUGGAUCUAACUCGAGCUGGAGGUCCUGAACUACUUUAUUGGAGCAGGAGUUUAAGAUUUAGCAAGGAUGAGGAGUGUGGGGCGACGCCAUCUAUGGAUCUAACUCUGGCUGGAGGUUGAGAACUACUAGAAUCCAGGAAAAGUUCUGUCGUGCCGGGCAGCUUCAUAAAUGGCUGUAGACAGGUAGGUCUCCUGAUCGGACCUUGCACUAAUCUAUUAGCUGUGGUUGUAGAUAUGAGCGUAUGCCAUUAAUCCCCUGUUGAGAGCUAGAAGUUGUAUUGUAAUUUAUGGUACUCUUCCAUGAUUGUUCUGUUUUUCUCGAACAUUCUUAUGUCGUACAAUCUGAUUAGGUUCAUAUUAUGGCGAUUGUAUC